Diaporthe batatas is the source of this 2346-nucleotide messenger RNA. RefSeq lists its product as uncharacterized. The transcript has 3 exons. NCBI's taxonomy places the organism in Eukaryota, Fungi, Ascomycota, Sordariomycetes, Diaporthales, Diaporthaceae. The record is from RefSeq and is a predicted model, not a curated record. The coding region runs from base 779 to 1660 and encodes 293 amino acids. Gene Ontology annotation, biological process: NAD+ biosynthetic process. Gene Ontology annotation, molecular function: nicotinate-nucleotide adenylyltransferase activity; nicotinamide-nucleotide adenylyltransferase activity.
GCGAGACUGGCACCCGAGACUGGCACCCCACCUUUCUGGACCUUUUGAGCCUUUCUUUGGUCGCGCAACUUCCGUCAUUGACCAUUUGUCACAAGAUCAAGAUCACACGGCUGGUGUCCAACUUUGCUUGACACAUUCAUUCUGUCUAUCAAGCCACUUUGUCUGCUGCAAUAAUCCAGCCAUAUCCACACCUAGGCACACACAAUUCGUCACCACCAGAGGGUACGUACUACUCAGGCUGCUGACUCUUUUUGCUGGGGCGCACGGCUUGAUCGGAGCCUCGGGCCAACCUGAAAGUGGACAUUUUCCAUUCCAGGCAACAUCAACUAGAUCUGAUCGGAUCUGACUUGAUCUGCCUCCUUUUCUUGUCUCUUAUACAUACAGACAGACACAACACCUCGGUUGUUGCUUUCGACUCCUGCCUGCCUCGACUUUGCGGCUUUCGGCAUCACAUUGCAACCUGCAACCUGCAACCAGCCCCCCACCCCUCCCCGCGCCGACUACCUACAUACAUAACCUUCCUUGUCUUCCCUGCAACAAUCGCAAUCACGAUUUACAAGCGGCCGCACCACAUCCCACAUCCCACAUCCACAUCCACAUCCCCGAGACUCGCCCUGCCCUUGCAGCCGGCCCUUGGGACCCCUCCUCCCAUCCCAAACGACCCGCUCAGCCGCUGCGACCGGCCGAGCGUCAUUACUCAUCACCAAGCCGGAUUCCAACUUCCACCAUUCCCACGACCGUCUUCCGCCGAACCUUCACAAACCCCUCACGACACAACAUGCCCGCCGGAACCUCCCAACAACAACAACAACAACAACAACAAACCCAGCUGGCCGACCCUCCCAUUGACAGCAUGGAUCACGAUCAAGACCACGACGCCCAAGAGGCUACCACCACCCUGCCAAACAUCAUCCCAGACUCCCAAUUGUCGCCAGACACCUACCGAUUCCCCUCAGAGCGACUAUUGCGCAGGCAAAGACAUGAGGGCAAAACACCUCUGGUUCUGGUAGCUUGCGGCUCCUUCAGCCCCAUCACCUAUCUCCACCUGCGCAUGUUCGAGAUGGCCUCCGACUACGCUCGCUUCAACACAAAGUACGAGAUCAUUGGCGGCUUCCUGUCACCAGUGUCCGACGCCUACAAGAAGCCCGGCCUGGCCCCCGCCAGGCACCGUAUCCAGAUGUGCUCUUAUGCCGCCGAGAAGACCUCCGAGUGGCUGACCUGCGACCCUUGGGAGGCCAUCCAGCCCAACUACUUCCCCACUGCCCAGGUCCUCGACCACUUCGACCACGAGAUCAACCAGGUCAUUGGCGGCUGCGAGGAUGUUCAUGGCAACAAGCAGCCAGUGCGCAUCGCCCUGCUCGCCGGCGCUGAUCUUAUACAGACAAUGAGUACGCCCGGUGUCUGGUCUCCGCCCGAUCUGGACCACAUCCUGAGGAAGUUCGGCGCCUUUAUCAUCGAGAGGACCGGCACCGACAUCGAUGAGGCCCUGGCCGGCCUCAAGGACUACCAGGACAACAUUCAUGUUAUUCCACAAGUCAUUACUAAUGACGUGUCGAGCACCAAGGUCCGGCUGAUGCGGAAAAGGGAUCUGUCUCUCCGAUAUGUCGUGCCGGACUCGGUCAUCGAGUACAUCGCCCACCACGGUCUAUAUCGGGAGUAAUUCUCGUGCAGCGAUUCACAUGUAAAGUUUUUUCUCAGCGACUUGUAUGGAUACUACUUCGAUCAUGAGCCAUAGAGCUCCUCAGCGGCAUGAUCAUGAAGCAAUCGGGGGCCCUUGGCCCUGAACUUCACACUUACUGCCACGGCACAUAUCGGAUCAUCGGCAUCCCUCGGCCUUUCAUGAGUUUCAUGGGCCGCUCGAUACCGUGUAAAUUACCGGCUCUCGGUAGUGCGACAUGCAUAUCCCUGCCCUGGGCCGACCUUUGUCCUCGCUCUUCCAUGCGGACACCGGCAUGCUAGAUGUCCGAAGCUGCGGACACAGCCUUUGAGUAUCAAUGUCCUGCAUCAGACAAUCCACCACGGAAGUUGUCUCGGGGCAACCAUCCGAAGACGAGAGAUUCUUGCUUUUUCCUGGAUACCAAUUCUGCGGCUACGAAUGGGAUGGCACUCUGCCCUUUUGUUUUUUUAGGGCUGCGGGACCUCAAGCCUACCUGUGACAAGGAGGUUGAUGGGUUAUGGCGUUCAUGGGAGGCUCAUUUCAGUUACCAAAGACGAGAUGUCUUGGACCUCUGAAUAGUGUCUAAAGAUACUUGAAUACAAUCGUGCUGAACUGCAAAGACGUUCUGUCUUUUCAGUCCAACAUGCAACAAGCCCUGCUCUGAUUCAUUAUAUUUCCUUGUGUAUGCA